AUGUCUGAAUCAUAUCACCAGAAUCACCGAAGAUCCAGUGCUGUAUCUCUGUCUGAUAAAAUAGUAAUAGCGUGCUGUGGCAAAGUCUGGACAUUUCAGAGGAGAGAUACUGAGUUUCGGGCAUUUGUGAAGAGAUUUCUAAUGAGUCGUCUUUUCAGAAUCACUAUGAUUAGCACCAUUUCUAUGAAUGCCAUUUUUGUGGUCUUAUGGGCUAACUUUACUAUAAGACUCAAAUUUUACAAAGUGUUUGAGGUGGGAGAGGUCAUCUUUGUGUCCAUCUAUAGUGCCGAGUUCUAUGCAAAGCUCUAUGUAGACCCCAUCGGUUAUUGGAAAGACGGCUACAACGUGUUAGAUAUGUUGGAAAUCAUCAUUCUCAGCAUCCCCUUUACUCUCAAGAAGAUCAAGGGCAAGCACUAUCCCUACCUCAACGUUGCUCAUGGUUUACAGUCUCUGCGCAUCCUCAAGCUCAUUAACUAUAGCCGCGGUAUGCGGACCCUCAUCAAUGCCGUGGGACAGACCGUCUUCUCUGUGGCCUCUGUGCUCUGCAUGUUCUUCAUUCUGAUGUACAUCUUUGCUAUCCUGGGCUUCUGCCUGUUUGGAUCAUCAGAUAUGGGUGACCAGAAAAACUGGGGGAGCCUGGCCCUGUCCUUCUUUACCCUCUUCAGCUUGGCCACGGUGGAUGGCUGGACAGACCUGCAGGAGCAGCUGGAUGCACGGGGCCUUUACUUCAGCCGGUUCUUUACCAUUAUCUUCAUCUCACUUGCCUCCUUCAUCUUCCUCAACAUGUUUGUGGCAGUGAUGAUCUUCCACACUGAGGAUUCCAUCAACAAAUUUGAGCGGCAGCUGAAGAUUGAGAGGCAGGUAACAGUCAUGGAAGAGAAGCAGGUGAUUGUGAAGCAGCAGCAGGAGACCAUUAACAUUCUGAUGCAGGCACAGAAUAUUGACUGCAGAUGCUUCAGUAAUCUGGUGAAGGACUUCAAGAGUACCCUGAAGCAUGAUGACCCCAUGGUUUUGGAUGAUUUUGGCACCAGCCUCCCCUUUAUUGGUGUCUACUUGGCUACUUUGGACAACCAGGACAAGACCAUCUACAAGCUGCAAAAGCUGUACUAUGAGAUCGUGCAUGUGCUGAAACUGAUGCUCGAAGAAAUGCACAGGAAGGACUCCCAGUCGUAG
Suncus etruscus (white-toothed pygmy shrew) is the source of this 1173-nucleotide messenger RNA. It is a transcript of the gene CATSPER3, whose product is annotated as cation channel sperm associated 3. Gene Ontology annotation, cellular component: membrane. The record is from RefSeq and is a predicted model, not a curated record. NCBI's taxonomy places the organism in Eukaryota, Metazoa, Chordata, Mammalia, Eulipotyphla, Soricidae. The coding region runs from base 1 to 1173 and encodes 390 amino acids. Gene Ontology annotation, molecular function: monoatomic ion channel activity. The transcript is spliced from 8 exons. Gene Ontology annotation, biological process: transmembrane transport; monoatomic ion transport.